AUGCUCCUGUUCCCUCGAGCCUCAUGUUUGAGAGCUUCCCAAUGUAAGAGGAACUCUGGCAGCCUCUUUGUCCGGUUCAAUUCCGCUUAUGCCUCCGACCACUUCGCUCAACUCGCGUCUCGCCCGACCUCCGUACAUCAGAUCUAUCAAUCGCUUUCGACCGACCCUUACGUGAACCUUUCAAUUGAACAUUUUCUGCUGCAACAUGCGCCGCCCGAAUCAAGCAUUCUUUUCCUAUACAUAAAUAAGCCGUGCGUCGUAAUUGGCCGGAACCAGAACCCUUGGCUUGAGACCAACCUCCGGAAGCUCCAUAACGAUCGCGAGAGCACUGACAACAUCAAUGACGAUGCGGUUUUUGUACGGCGGCGUUCAGGUGGUGGUGCCGUCUUCCACGAUACCGGAAAUUUGAACUACAGCGUUAUCUCUCCUCGAACGACCUUUACACGGGACAAACAUGCGGAGAUGAUGGUGCGGGCAUUGCACCGCGUUGGAGCGGUUAACACGAGAGUUAAUGAUCGUCACGAUAUUGUCAUGUCAACGGAUCAGGUGCGGAAGAUCUCUGGGUCAGCAUUUAAGCUGACAAGAUUCCGCGCCUUGCACCACGGGACGUGUCUGCUGGAUUCACCAAACAUUGAUAUCCUUGGGUCCUUUCUCCGGUCUCCCGCGAGAGAGUAUAUCAAAGCAAAAGGUGUUGAGAGUGUCCGAUCUCCAGUGGCUAAUGUAUCUUCUUCAAUGAGUGAUGCUCCCGCCCAAUUCUCCAUCCAGGCGGUUAUCGCUAGUGUGAUGGAGGAGUUUGCGCAGCUCUAUCAGGCUAGCCCAGAUGCGGUUCGCCGAGCUCAGCGAGCUCACGCCGCUGAGCCUGAACUGUACGCUGGAGAAAACUGGGUAGCUGGGGCGGUGGGUGAUUACGAAGCUGAUACGGUGCCUGAGAUUAAGAAAGGCCUAGAUGAGCUCAGGUCUUUGGAAUGGAAAUACACACAAACUCCGCAGUUUACGUUCUCUACAUACCCAAUUGAGGAAGAUCCCCGUGAACGAUCAGCACUCCCGCCUUCUCUUCCCUCUUCGACACGCGUAUUCUUACGUUUCAAACAUGGAUCUAUCAUCGAAAGCUGUAUAUCUACCUCUGAUGACCCAUCGCUUGCUGCAGAGCAGGCCAGCCGUGUGCACGAAGCCCUAAAUGGGCGGAACCUACAUGAGUUGCGUUUAUCACACUGGACAGAUAUCCUACUCAGCCGGUUAUCCGCAGACGAAGAACCGGAUAAGGUACGUGAACUUGCGAGUUUCAUUGCCAGCCAAUUCGGCUGUUCAUAG
This is a messenger RNA of Aspergillus puulaauensis, 1311 nucleotides long. It is a transcript of the gene AIM22, whose product is annotated as putative lipoate--protein ligase. Gene Ontology annotation, biological process: protein lipoylation. NCBI's taxonomy places the organism in Eukaryota, Fungi, Ascomycota, Eurotiomycetes, Eurotiales, Aspergillaceae. Gene Ontology annotation, cellular component: cytoplasm; mitochondrion. The record is from RefSeq and is a predicted model, not a curated record. Gene Ontology annotation, molecular function: lipoyltransferase activity. The transcript has 3 exons. Bases 1 to 1311 code for a protein of 436 amino acids.